AUGCCACGUCGUAAUAGUAAUUUCCCAUCAAUACCAUUAAUUGCUACAAUAGAUAUUGGUACAACAUCAGCAAGAGCUAUAUUAUUUUCAGACGAAGGACAAGAAAUUGCAAAACAUCAAAUAGAAUAUUCUACAACAGCAUCAGAAGCACCAGAAAAUUCCCAAAAUACUGAUCAAUUUAGAAGAAGAUCUUCAUUAUUAAGACAUAAUGAACCUAUAUUUUCAGCUGAAGGUAUUGCAAUUUCGAUUGAAGAUAAUGUUGAAAUUGAAAAUAAUAAAUCAUCAGUAGGACCCACUUUAAGAUUUCCACAACCUGGUUGGGUAGAAUGUAUGCCUGUACAUAUCUUGGCAAAUGCAGUACAAUGUUUAGUUGCAUGUUUAAUAACAUUAAGAAAAAUAAAUCAAAAUCCAAAUUUGAAAGUUAAAUAUAAAGUAAAAUGUAUAGGGAUAGCAAAUAUGAGAGAAACCACUAUCGUGUGGUCAAGAAAAACUGGAAAACCUUUAAGUGGAGGUAUAACUUGGACAGAUACAAGAACUUCAGAAAUUGUUCAACAUUUGGAAAAAAUGAUUGAUGAAGAUAGAAAAGCUGAAUUAAAAGAGAAAACAGGGUUACCAUUAUCAACAUAUUUUUCAGCUGCAAAAUUGAGAUGGUUAUUGGAUAAUGAUGAUGUAAUAAGAGAGGAAUAUGAAAAAGGAGAUGGGAAUUUGAUGUUUGGUACCGUCGAUACUUGGUUAAUUUAUCAUUUAACAAAAGAAAAAAAUUUCGUAUCAGAUAUAACAAACGCUUCAAGAACUUAUUUUAUGGAUUUAGAAACUCAAGAUUAUGAUGAUGAUUUAUUGGAUUUUUGGGGUAUUGAUCCUACAAAAAUAAAAUUACCUAAAAUUGUAUCAUCAUCAGAAUUUUAUGGUUCAUUUGCUGCUCCAAAUUUAUCAAAUUUAGGGUUCCACAACAAAAUAACUCAAGAAGCUUAUGAUAUAUUGAAAACAAUAACUGGUGUACCUAUUUGUGGAUGUUUAGGUGAUCAAAGUGCUUCAUUAGUUGGUCAAUUAGCUUUUAAUCCAGGGUCCGCAAAAUGUACUUAUGGUACUGGUUGUUUCCUUUUGUAUAAUACAGGAACGAGAAAAUUAAUAAGUAAACAUGGAGCAUUAACUACUUUUGGUUAUUGGUUUCCUUCAUUGGAAGGUGAAGCAGGUAAACCUUAUUAUGCAUUAGAAGGGUCUAUCGCGGUAGCAGGAUCAAUUAUACAAUGGUUAAGAGAUAAUUUGAGAAUGAUUUCAAAUGCAAAAGAUAUAGGACCUUUAGCAUCACAAGUUGAAAAUUCAGGUGGUGUUGUUUUCAUACCGGCUUUCUCGGGAUUAUAUGCACCAUAUUGGGAUGGAGGAGCAAGAGGUACUAUAUUUGGUAUGACACAAUAUACUUCAGCGUCACAUAUAGCAAGAGCAGCAUUGGAGGGUGUUUGUUUCCAAGUAAGAGCUAUCUUAAAAGCAAUGGCAAGUGAUGCAGGAGGAUCUGAAGAUUUCUUAGAAGAAGCAUUAACUACACAACAUGAAAAAAAACCAUUAUCACAUUUAGCAACAGAUGGAGGUAUGUCCAAAGCAGAUGAAGUAUUACAAAUUCAAGCUGAUAUAUUAGGACCAUGUGUGACUGUAAAGAGAGCACAAAUAUCAGAAUGUACAGCAUUAGGAGCAGCUAUUGCAGCUGGAUUAUCAUUUAAAGAUGAAAAUGAAAGAAUUUGGAAAGAUUUAAAUGAUGUUGUUGAUAAAAUCACUGGUAAGAAUGAUGAUGAUUCAAAUACUUUUGUAGCUGAAUUACCAGAUGAUACAAGAAGAAAAAAUUGGAAAAGAUGGGAAAGAGCUAUUGAAAGAGCUAGAGGUUGGUUAAAUGAAGAUGAUUAG
Lodderomyces jiufengensis is the source of this 1896-nucleotide messenger RNA. It is a transcript of the gene GUT1, whose product is annotated as glycerol kinase. The coding region runs from base 1 to 1896 and encodes 631 amino acids. Gene Ontology annotation, cellular component: mitochondrion. The transcript has a single exon. The record is from RefSeq and is a predicted model, not a curated record. NCBI's taxonomy places the organism in Eukaryota, Fungi, Ascomycota, Pichiomycetes, Serinales, Debaryomycetaceae. Gene Ontology annotation, biological process: triglyceride metabolic process; glycerol-3-phosphate biosynthetic process; glycerol metabolic process. Gene Ontology annotation, molecular function: glycerol kinase activity.